UGGCGAAGGAGCAUUCUCUACCAAAUUAUCAUUGCACAAAAUGCGUCCUCGGCUUCUGUCCGGUAGCUGCACCUCAAGUAUCUUCAUCGCUCUCAAUAUACUCUGUCUGUGUCUGCCUAUUUCUGGUACUCAAGUCUGCUGGGAAUGUCGAUCGUUAGACUUGCAAGAAGCUGCAGGAGUCGGGCUGUCACUAUCCCCUGACUAUGGAUCCGUUUCUCUUGUUUUCACCAAUGGAUCAUCGAUGAGUGCUGGAAUCAUUCCUGGGACACCUGGGUACCUGGCUGCAUUGAUAGAUCUCUCAAGGAUGGACAUGCCCCAGAAAUCAAUGCGCCCACACCAUGACAUACGCUUGGAGCCCGAGACCAGCAAGAGCACGACAUCUUGGAUGUCUGUGUGGCGUUCAUUCUUGCAACAAUUCCACUCCCACACCCUGCCAAACCACCCACAGAGCCUCUCGCCCACUCUCGAGCCAAUAUCAGAUAUGAUUCGAGCUUUAUUCGCCGUUGCGUCCACUAUCCACCACCUUCAGCAUCGCACUGCAUUCCUCGCCAUUCCUAAUUUCGUCAUGGAUUCGACAUAUGCCCUCAGCCUUAUUGAUCCGCUCCUUUCAGGUGCUGGGCUGCACGGCUUCCAUUCUAGGUGGUGGGAUGAGUCCAGAGCGGCCCUCCUCGGCCUGUACCAGCUCCAACACUGUUAUGGAAUCCACGUCAAUGAAACGCAUCAGAUUCCUGACAUCGAGUGCGAGAAGUAUAACGGUCGCCUCAUCCACUCGUUCCUCAGCAUCCAACUUGAUGCAAGUUACUUUGGCCUCCACCAAAUGUACCGUAAUGACGGACUGAUCGCCAUCUCUGAAAAUAUGACAGAAGAUCAUUUCGAUCGUGGUACUAACUCGCUAAAUGCUCAAGAUCCUGAUCAGUAUUGGGGCUGGGUCAAAGACCGUGUGUCUUAUUUCUCGCGACACGGUGCAGAGCCAAUAGAUCUCCUCAUUCUGCAUGGCACCGGGGUGACACGACCGGAAUUUCUGCAGCUCGUCCAAGAGGUUUUCGCCCACAAUGACAAGAUCAAGCCAGAGGAAUACCUCCGUACAGCAGAGGAGCACGCCUACGCUGCCUCCAAGGGCGCUGCGCAAAUCGCCAAGACGGGUAUGUGGACGAAUUUCGAGCACUGCAUUCCCAGAUAUGGCUGUCCUCUCAGCGAACACGCUCCGCCGGAAUUUCAAUGGCACCAAGCAGAGCAGGAGCCUCGAGAAGAGUGCAGAGAAGAACUUUGAAUUGAGAUCAUGUUUACUGUUUCACGCCAGACACGCCAUGUGGAUGUGUCAGAGACACAUGUCUCGCGGUCCGGCAGCGUCAACGGGGGAGAGAACACAUUCGAGACAAGCUGUGGACUACUCUGCGCGGCCUCACAAGAGAAUACGCCCAGGACAGAUUUGAACCUGACUUGGGUCAACACCGCGCCGGCCAUUCAACCGUCUGUUGACCCAUUGCACGUGUGGCACGUUUGCACACUGCAAUGCAUUGUUUAUCAAGUGUAAUUCCGGUCUACGAAUACGUGGUGUUUAUGGCGAUAUAUAAAUGUUUCAUGCGGAUCAACACGGAGAAGAACACUCAUCGAGUCAAAUACAAAAGGGGGAUCCGGAUUCAUCUCACAUGGGGGUUCGAGUGGGAAAGACUGUACGCACUCUUUUGGCGCGAAGACUUGGCUUUUGGGACCUUUGGCAUACGCUUUUGGGUCACUCAUCGACGACCGCGCAAAGUUGCUGUAAAAACCGCUAUAAUCUGCUAUAGUCAUUCUGUUUCCGCUCGAAGGCACGUC
Molecule: messenger RNA, 1815 nt
Organism: Cladophialophora immunda
Lineage: Eukaryota; Fungi; Ascomycota; Eurotiomycetes; Chaetothyriales; Herpotrichiellaceae
Exons: 4
Coding region: 41-1270 (409 amino acids)
Source: RefSeq, a predicted model, not a curated record